Molecule: messenger RNA, 447 nt
Organism: Angiostrongylus costaricensis
Lineage: Eukaryota; Metazoa; Nematoda; Chromadorea; Rhabditida; Metastrongylidae
Source: the annotation of a GenBank genome assembly
AUGGCAUUAAAUUCAGCUCGCAAAAUACUUGACACCAUUUUACCGUGGAGUUCUCCGGAUCCAAAGCAAAUUGCUGGACAGGUCGUUUUGGUUACGGGUGCCGGCAAUGGUUUGGGACGAGAGAUUGCGAUAAAGUUCGCGAAACUCAGUUGCAAAUUGGUUUUAUGGGAUCUUGAUGAAAGAGCUAAUGAAGAGACGAAGGCAAUUUGCGAGAGUGUAGGUGCAGAGGCGUACACAUAUCGAGUAAAUGUGUCGAGUCGAAAGGAGAUAUAUUCGACAGCAGAACGAGUAAUGGAUGAAGUUGGAGCAGUCAGAAUCGUGGUUAAUAAUGCCGGAAUUCUACGAAAUGCCUGUGAUUUUCUUUCGAAAAACGAUGAAGAUAUUGAGGCAACGAUCCGAGUGAAUAUGAUGGCUCAUAUAUGGGUGAGCGGACAAAGAUCACAGUGA